Dromaius novaehollandiae (emu) is the source of this 1137-nucleotide messenger RNA. It is a transcript of the gene DCDC2C, whose product is annotated as doublecortin domain containing 2C. Lineage: Eukaryota; Metazoa; Chordata; Aves; Casuariiformes; Dromaiidae. The record is from RefSeq and is a predicted model, not a curated record. The transcript is spliced from 9 exons. Gene Ontology annotation, cellular component: microtubule; microtubule organizing center. Gene Ontology annotation, biological process: intracellular signal transduction. Bases 1 to 1137 code for a protein of 378 amino acids.
AUGGUGGCGUCGCUGGCCCCGCUGCCAGGCUGCGGCCGUGGGGACCUGGCGCCGGCGCGCACCGUGCUCGUCUACCUCAACGGCGACCCCUUCUACCCGGGCAAGAAGUUUGUGGUCAACCGGCGGCACGUGCCCACCUUCGAGGCGCUGCUGGCGCAGCUCAACGAGGCGGUGGCGGCGCCCUUCGGCGUACGGGCUCUCUACACCCCCCGCCAGGGUCACCGCCUCCGCGGCCUGGACGACCUCGAGCAGGGCGGCAGAUAUGUGGCCGCCGGCCUGGAGAGGUUUAAGAAGCUGGAUUAUUUUGAAAUAGGAAUUAAAAAGCAACAGGGGAAAAGGAAAGAAGUGAUGAUUAAACCAGUAGUUCACAGUGCUAUCCGUGUGCCUUCCAGAUGGCAAUGUAUUUCUAAUAAGCCACGUUAUAUCAAAAAGAUGCCUUCUUUGCCUUUUGGCAGUGUUUUCAGCAAUGGAGAGAUGAUCAAGCCACCUAUAAAAUUUAUCAUACCCAGGUUUACUCUGAAAAACUGGAAUUGCGUUCUUGCCCUAAUUAAUGAAAAAAUGUUUCUUCGUUCAGGAGGUGUUCACAGGUUGUACACGAUGGAUGGUCAUGCAGUGCAUAGCUCAGAUGGCUUAGAAGAUAAUCAUUUUUAUGUUGCAGUGGGCAGAGAAAAUUUCAAAUCGUUACCAUACUGGCGUUCCUCUAGAGUUCCGUCAGAGGUUCGGUGCUUAUAUGGUGAAUCACGAGCAUCUUCAAGAAGAUCUAAAAAGAAAAAGGCAAGAUCAGAGAAGCCAAGGGCCAGAAAAUCCUCCAGUAGAUCUCCAGGAAAACCAAUUAAAAAUGCAAAAAUAGAAGAUGAAAAAGCAAACUCAGGUUUUAAAGGCAAAAGCAAGAAGGCAAGUCCUGAAAGGACUUCAGAUCCAGCACUUGCUAAAGCACCAAGUAUCUUUAAAGCAGACAAACCAAGAGAAGAAGUUCAAGGAGCAGAAGAAGUACAAGAUGACAAAAAUGUGCAAGUGGAGAUGCCAAUUGAUCAGAUAAAGUUUUAUAACAGUAUUGAAAAGAAAAUCAAGCAUUUGGACAGUGGACCAAAGACUGCUGCUUAUUUUUCUCUGCUAGUACCAGUGAUGCCACAGUGA